Aspergillus puulaauensis is the source of this 1548-nucleotide messenger RNA. It is a transcript of the gene MSS51, whose product is annotated as putative mRNA processing protein (Mss51). The record is from RefSeq and is a predicted model, not a curated record. The transcript is spliced from 3 exons. Gene Ontology annotation, biological process: mitochondrial respiratory chain complex IV assembly. The coding region runs from base 1 to 1548 and encodes 515 amino acids. Lineage: Eukaryota; Fungi; Ascomycota; Eurotiomycetes; Eurotiales; Aspergillaceae. Gene Ontology annotation, cellular component: extrinsic component of mitochondrial inner membrane.
AUGUCCGGCGAGUUUACCUGCGGACGCUGUUUGCAGGCUCUCCGUCGAUCCAUUGCAUCCUCUAGGUCUUCCUUACGAUCACCCCAUUCUCUCAAUUCACGACGGAGUUAUGGCUCCUCGGUUAACUUGACCUUAACUCGAGGACCUGGAUCUCGAGGCAAUAAUUAUCUUUCACCCAAAGAUUCAUUGCUUUUAAACAAACACGUCUCGUCUCUAAACUUGCCUCUUCCGCCAGUCGUACAAAAAGCAACAUCUGCGACCUCGAACUCCCCCCCGGAUCCCCGAGCUCUCUUGAAACCAAAUAAUCUAUUUCACAAUUUCUCCCAAUCACCGUCGCCUGCGAUCCGACAGCGUGCGGCUUUUAUCAAACAAAACGCAUUCUGUCCCCAUCCAAGCCACCAACAGACACGAGUGCCGGUUUCUCCGCAUGACCCGGAAUCGCGCAAAAGCCCCUCCAAUGCUAGUCUUCCCCCAGCCCACUCGCACUUUGAGUGCCCGGAUUGUGGUAUCCCAAUCUACUGCUCCGAGGGACAUUGGAUGGAUGAUUUUGAAGCCCACUUGGAAGUUUGCGAGACUCUUAAGCAAAUAAAUGAGGACGACCAUGACCUACGCUCCGGACGGUUUUUCCCGGAAUUCGCGUAUCCUGGCCUACAGGAUGAGAACUUUGUUAUUAAUAUGACAAACUGGGAUACUUUUCUUUAUACCAGGGAGUUUGAUGCGAUCAAUGAUGAUCGAAGUAUGCGGCAAGUGACACGCAUGCUGACCUACCCACUUACGAUAGGUAGCGUGUUGCAUGAAUUAAGUCCGUAUAGUAUUAAGAAGGGUAGCAGGCUUACGGCUGAGGGUCUCAAAAGUGUAAGCGCGCUCCGUUACUCUCUACACCCGCCCAAGACGGGUGAGGGUGUCGAUAUCCAAGGUCUACGUGUGAAGGCACCCCCAGUACGGGUCUUUAUUUUAGGCGCACGUGCUGAAUCUUCCCUACCUCGCGAUGUGUGGCUCCAACUUAGCCACAUCUUCCCACGGUCUCUCAUUAAUCUCAUCUUCAUCGGCCCCGAAAGCAUGGCAAAUCGCGACGAGGAAUUCCCCCUUCCAGAAAGGACACCGGAGAACCCGUUCGGGGGAAUUGUUGAAGACAGAUUAGGCGGUCAGAUGAAAAUCACAACGUAUGUGGAUUACUUCCACACAAUGUAUAAAGCACAGUACUUCCAGCCGUUUGAUCCGUACCUGGACUGUGUUGUACUCUUCCAUCCCGGUCUUGGACACCCUGCCAGCUCCCAUGAGUGGGAAGAGACGCUGCCGCUGCUCCUUGAGACCAAGGUUCCCAUCAUCACUACCGGCUACACGCAGUGGGACAUGGAAAGGGACAUCAAAUGGGUGCGCGACAAGUGUGCAGGAGAGUUCGACAUUCUGCUCGAGCCUGGUGAGAAUAUUUUCCGAAGCUUAAGGUGGGAUCUUAAUGAUCUGGAUCCGCAUGAUGUCUCUUGCGGUAAUUGGGGACUAUGGGCGUUCAGGGGGAAGAGAUAUGAGGCAACAUUCAAGGACUCUUGA